AGCCUGUUGUAUAGAUGUGUAACAUUUUGUGCAUCUGUAAAUCAUCUGUAAAUCAUCUGUGUUUUUUUGACAGUCCUCCUCUUCCAUCCUCGACUUCUCUCCCUCUCCUGUUUGUUUCUACUACGCAGCCUCCCGUUUCCCACAAUGCUCUGCGAAAUUCACCACCAAGAUGGCCGAGGCAAUGGAGGAAUACGAGAAAGAAGCUGGCUGCGUCCCUAUUCUCCAUCCCGAGGAAAUCAAGCCUCAGAGUCACUACAACCACAGCUACACUGAAAACGUCAGUCGUAAGAACCAUGUGGACGACUACAGCACCUGGGACAUUGUCAAAGCCACACAGUACGGCAUCUUCGAACGCUGCCGGGAGCUGGUGGAGGCAGGGUUCGAUGUUCGGCAGCCAGAUAAGGAAAACGUCACGCUGCUCCACUGGGCUGCCAUCAACAACAGGAUAGACCUGGUCAAGUACUACAUAUCUAAGGGAGCCAUAGUGGACCAGCUGGGAGGAGACCUGAACUCCACACCGCUGCACUGGGCCACCAGACAAGGACAUUUGUCCAUGGUGGUACAGCUCAUGAAGUUUGGUGCUGACCCGUCUUUGAUUGAUGGCGAGGGCUGCAGCUGCAUCCACCUGGCGGCCCAGUUUGGCCACACCUCCAUCGUGGCCUACCUUAUUGCCAAAGGACAGGAUGUGGACAUGAUGGAUCAGAACGGCAUGACUCCUCUGAUGUGGGCCGCCUACAGGACACACAGUGUGGACCCGACCCGACUGUUACUAACGUUCAACGUUUCUGUCAACCUCGGUGACAAGUACCACAAAAACACGGCUCUGCACUGGGCGGUCCUGGCCGGGAACACGACCGUCAUCAGCCUCCUGUUGGACGCUAAUGCUAACGUGGACGCGCAGAACAUCAAGGGCGAAACGCCGCUGGAUCUUGCCAAGCAGAGGAAGAACGUCUGGAUGAUCAACCACCUGCAGGAGGCGCGACAGGCCAAAGGUUACGACAGCCCGUCCUACCUGAAGAGGCUGAAGAUGGACAAGGAGUUCAGACAGAAGGUGAUGCUGGGGACGCCCUUCGUCAUCAUCUGGUUGGUCGGGUUCAUCGCUGACCUGGACGUGGACUCGUGGCUGAUCAAAGGCCUCAUGUACACGGGGGUGUGGGUGGCCGUGCAGUUCCUCUCCAAGGCUUUCUUUGACCACUCCAUGCACAGUGCUCUGCCUCUGGGAAUCUACCUGGCAACCAAGUUCUGGAUGUACACCACGUGGUUCUACUGGUUCUGGAAUGAUCUGCCCUUCGCCACGGUCCACGUGCCCUUCCUGAUAAACACCCUGGCUCUGUUCUACAACUUUGGAAAAUCCUGGAAAUCUGACCCGGGAAUCAUCAAAGCCUCAGAGGAGCAGAAGAAAAAGACCAUCGUGGAGCUGGCAGAGACGGGGAGUCUGGACCUCAGCAUCUUCUGCAGCACCUGCUUGAUACGGAAGCCCAUCAGGUCCAAACACUGCGCCGUCUGCAACCGCUGCAUCGCCAAGUUUGACCACCACUGUCCCUGGGUGGGCAACUGUGUCGGAAGUGGAAAUCACCGUUACUUCAUGGGUUACCUGUUCUUCCUGCUCUGCAUGAUCUGCUGGAUGAUGUACGGCUGCAUCUGCUACUGGAGGGUCAACUGUGCCACCACCUACGCCAAGGACGGGUUCUGGCUGUACCUGACCCAGAUCGCCACCUGCUCCCCGUGGAUAUUCUGGAUGUUCCUCAACAGCGUCUUCCACUUCAUGUGGGUGGCCGUGCUCAUCAUGUGUCAGCUCUACCAGAUCGCUGUUCUGGGAAUCACCACCAACGAGAGGAUGAACGCCCGCAGAUACAAACACUUCAAAGUCACCGCCACCUCCAUCGAAAGUCCGUUCAAUCACGGCUGUAUCAGAAACCUCAUAGAUUUCUUUGAGAUCCGCUGCUGCGGCCUGAUCCGGCCCGUGACCGUAGAUUGGACCACGCAGUACACAAUAGAAUACGACCAGACGACUGGGUCGGGCUACCAGCUGGUGUAGUGGGGGAGAAGAGAAGGUGGACGCGGAGGAAGAGUGGGUGGAGGUGGGGGGUGGAAGGAUGGGCCUCCUCCCCUCCCCCCACCAUCACUCCCCCCUCUCUCACCCGUGAGCGAUGCUGUUGUCGGGAGCUUCUCGUUUUUGUUGACCAUCCCUCCCCCACUGAUCAGAGGACUUCUGGGACAAGCAUGCCGGUGCACGGCAACACCAUGGCUCCGCCCUCCUCUCGCCGUCACCUCCCCCCCUCCCC
Messenger RNA from Cynoglossus semilaevis (tongue sole), 2285 nucleotides. RefSeq names its product zDHHC palmitoyltransferase 17 (gene zdhhc17). Gene Ontology annotation, molecular function: palmitoyltransferase activity; protein binding. Lineage: Eukaryota; Metazoa; Chordata; Actinopteri; Pleuronectiformes; Cynoglossidae. The transcript is spliced from 17 exons. Bases 170 to 2038 code for a protein of 622 amino acids. The record is from RefSeq and is a predicted model, not a curated record.